GUGGAAACGUAGCAAGUAGUGCAUGAAAUACACCGGUCAAAACACUGUAUUAACAUCGAAUAAGUCAACAACCUGUACUUUUUAACAGACGGUUGAUUAAAUUUAAGUUAACUAGUUGUCGUGUGUGUGGAAUAAUGCAUUCUAACUGGAGAGACUGCAAGGCCUGGAAGGAUGAAGGGUCGCCGUGGAACACUACCAGUAAUGAGGCGUGCAAGCUGUUUGAUGCCAGUCUUACACAGUAUGUGGGUUGGUAUGAUGAAAAAUCAGUGGAUGGAAUAGAAAAGUCCUUGGAAAACACUCUUAAAGCUGAUCCGAACUUUGUGAUGGGUCACGUGAUCAAGAAUGGGCUGGAACUUCUUGGUACCGGUACGAAUGUACGGAUCAAUACUAAUCUCGCAAGCGAUAUAGAUACCAUGAUAAAACUGUCCGGGAACCAGACCGGCUUAUCGGAUGGGGAGAAGAAACAUGUCAGCGCUGUGAAACUCUGGUCUGAGGGGGAAAUGUCAGAAGCAUGUAAUGUAUGGGAAGACAUUUUGUUGGACAACCCACGUGACAUGCUCGCGCUAAAAUUUGCUCACGAUACAUACUUUUAUCUGGGUUACUCUGCACCAAUGAGAGAUUCCCUCGCACGGGUGUUCAAGCAUUGGAAGGAAACCACGCCUCUUUAUGGAUAUUUAUAUGGGAUGUACUCGUUCGGUCUUGAGGAAACGAAUCUUUAUUCUGAGGCAGAGAAGAUAGCGAGCAAGGGUCUUGAAAUCAACCGUUGUGACGCAUGGUCGACACACAGCAUGGCGCACGUGCUAGAAAUGAUGGGACGACAAGACGAGGGUAUAAAGUUUAUGUCGGGAACAGAAAAUGAUUGGACUCAAUGUGGGAUGCUGUCAUGUCAUAACUACUGGCACUGGGCCUUACAUCUGAUAGAAAAGAAAGACUACUCCGGUGCUCUUGGUAUCUAUGAUAAACAUUGUUUUGACUCGGUUAAAGCGUCUGGUGCCCCAUUAGACUUCGUAGACGCAUGUUCUUUGUUGAUGCGUCUAGAAAUGGACGGAGCAAAUGUGGAAGGAAGGUGGCAGGAAAUUUACGAGGUGAUUCGACCUCACGUGGACGAUCACGUGCUCACAUUCAAUGACAAUCACAUCCUCUUGGCGUGUCUUGGAGCCGAGAACAAGACGGCAGUGGAUAACUUGAUGACGUCAAUCAAGAAUUGGAUAUUGAACUGGACAGGUGACCAGGUUAGCAUCACCCGUGAGGUUGGUCUAGUUAUAUGUGAGGCUUUUGUAGCAUAUAAAGAGGGAGAUCCUGGAAAGGCUGUUGACCUACUCUACCCACACAGAUACAAAAUUAUCAAAAUUGGCGGAAGUCACGCGCAGAGAGAUAUGUACAACCUGUUCCUAAUACACGCAGCUCUCAGAUCCAAUGAGGCCAAACAUCAUAAACUAGCAAGGUCCCUGCUGGCGGAACGGAAAUCCAUCAAAUCAUGUUCACCAAUGACUGACCGCUUGAUGGCCAGAGCCAUGUCCCUGCACGUUGACUGAGGAUGCAUUUUUCUAUCUAUAAAUAAACAUUAUAUUGUAUAUGCUGAAUAUUCAUAAGUGAAUAUUGUUGAAUAUUCAUAAGUAAUUAUAUAUGUUUUAUAAUAUACUUGUUAAUUAAUGUUUCCAUUAGACGGUUUAUUCUGAAUAUUUAUUAUAAUUUACAUGUUCGUAAAGUGAAUAAAUAAAGAAUGGACAGUUUCAAUCAUA
Ruditapes philippinarum (Manila clam) is the source of this 1742-nucleotide messenger RNA. Its product is annotated as tetratricopeptide repeat protein 38-like. Gene Ontology annotation, molecular function: protein binding. The coding region runs from base 135 to 1535 and encodes 466 amino acids. The transcript is spliced from 13 exons. The record is from RefSeq and is a predicted model, not a curated record. NCBI's taxonomy places the organism in Eukaryota, Metazoa, Mollusca, Bivalvia, Venerida, Veneridae.